Messenger RNA from Fukomys damarensis (Damara mole-rat), 1051 nucleotides. Its product is annotated as olfactory receptor 1S1. Gene Ontology annotation, cellular component: membrane. The transcript has 2 exons. NCBI's taxonomy places the organism in Eukaryota, Metazoa, Chordata, Mammalia, Rodentia, Bathyergidae. The record is from RefSeq and is a predicted model, not a curated record. Gene Ontology annotation, biological process: G protein-coupled receptor signaling pathway. The coding region runs from base 98 to 1039 and encodes 313 amino acids. Gene Ontology annotation, molecular function: olfactory receptor activity; G protein-coupled receptor activity.
ACUGAAAAAAUCCAACUCAGAGCCUGUUAGAGUUCUAAUCGUGUUCACUGAGAAGUGGAUAUCAUGGCCUGGCUUUUCUCUAAGGGUUAACAGAAACAUGCAUCGAGGAAACCAGACCACCAUCUCCGAGUUCAUCCUUCUGGGGCUUUCUGACCAGGUGGAGAAGCAGAAACUCCUCUUCGCGCUCUUCCUGGCUAUGUACCUGGUCACCGUGGCUGGGAAUGGGCUCAUCAUUCUGGCCAUUGGCUUUGACACGCACCUUCACACGCCCAUGUACCUCUUCCUUGCCAACUUGUCCCUUGCUGACAUGUCCUCCUCUUCUACCUCCAUCCCCAAAAUGCUGGCGAAUAUUCAGACCAAGAGUCAGUCCAUCUCCUACAGUGGCUGCAUCACACAGAUGUACUUUUCCAUUGUCUGUACUGUCGCCAACAAUUUCCUCUUGGGGGUCAUGGCCUACGACCGCUUCGUGGCUGUCUGCCACCCGCUGAACUACACGACCAUCAUGCGCCCCGCACUUUGCACUUUGCUCACCGUCAUCCCAUGGGUCCUCAGUAAUGCUGUUGCCCUGACGCACACCCUUCUGCUCAUCCAGGUGGUCUUCUGUGACAGCAAUACUCUCCCACACUUCUUCUGUGACUUGGCCCCCCUGCUCAAGCUGUCCUGCUCUGACGCAGCGGUCAGUGAGCUGGUGCUCCUUUCUGUGGGCUUAGCGGUCGUCACCUUUCCCUUCGCCGUCAUCCUUUUCUCCUACAUCUGCAUCAUCAGGGAUGUGCUGAGAAUCUCCACCUUAGGAGGAAAGUGGAAAGCCUUCUCCACCUGCGGCUCUCACCUGACUGUCGUGCUGCUCUUCUACGGGACCAUCGUAGGAGUUUACUUCUUCCCCUCGUCCACGCACCCAGAGGACACCGAUAAGAUUGGCGCGGUGCUCUUCACCGUGGUGACGCCCAUGUUGAACCCCUUCAUCUACAGUCUGAGGAACAAGGAUGUGAAAGGUGCCCUGAGGAAGCUCAUCCAUAAAAGACAGGAUUCCUCCUUUUGAUGCCAUGGACAU